CGACACGGAGCUCGACCAAUGAGGUCGAGUCGGUGCCAACUGCGCGAUGCAAUUGGUUGCUGCGCGUCACCUCCGUUUCGUAUAUAUACGCGUGAAUCCGGAGUCGAGCGCUCAAUCGACAGUUAUACCUCGUCGAGUCUACAACGCAGUUUUGCUGAUAUUUCAUCAUGCCAUCGAAGACCAGUGGUAAAGCGGUGAAAAAGGCGGGAAAGGCCCAGAAGAACAUUAGCAAGACCGACAAGAAGAAGCGAAAGAAGAGGAAGGAGAGCUAUGCCAUCUACAUCUACAAGGUUUUGAAGCAAGUGCAUCCCGAUACCGGAGUAUCCAGCAAAGCCAUGAGCAUCAUGAACAGCUUCGUUAACGACGUGUUCGAGAGAAUUGCCGCUGAAGCAUCGAGACUGGCGCACUACAACAAGAAAUCGACCAUCACGUCUCGUGAGAUACAGACUGCUGUGAGGCUUCUUUUGCCCGGCGAGUUGGCCAAGCACGCAGUUAGCGAAGGCACGAAAGCAGUGACCAAAUACACCAGCUCCAAGUGAAUAUUUCGUUCACAUUGCACAUCCAUAUCGGCCCUUUUCAGGGCCA
Vollenhovia emeryi is the source of this 585-nucleotide messenger RNA. Its product is annotated as histone H2B-like. The record is from RefSeq and is a predicted model, not a curated record. Gene Ontology annotation, molecular function: structural constituent of chromatin; protein heterodimerization activity; DNA binding. NCBI's taxonomy places the organism in Eukaryota, Metazoa, Arthropoda, Insecta, Hymenoptera, Formicidae. Gene Ontology annotation, cellular component: nucleosome. The coding region runs from base 168 to 539 and encodes 123 amino acids. The transcript has a single exon.